Molecule: messenger RNA, 339 nt
Organism: Symbiodinium natans
Lineage: Eukaryota; Dinophyceae; Suessiales; Symbiodiniaceae
Source: the annotation of a GenBank genome assembly
AUGCUGAUCAGCGGGACGGUGGCAGAACAGACAGGGCAGUGGGGCGGAGUGGCCAGGCGGGAGUGCAGAGCAGCAGCAGUGGCAGAGAGCAGCAGUGGCAGGGCAGCAGUGCUCGGGCAGCAGUGGCAGGGCAGUAGUGCAGAGUGGGCAUGGCAGGGCAGCAGUGGACAGCUGUGGCAGGGCAGCAGGGCGGGGGUGGCAGAGCAGCAGCAGGCAGAGAGCAGGCAGUGGCAGGGCAGCAGGGCGGAGUGGCAGAGCAGCAGUGGCAGCCACAAGGUCGCCACAGGGUCGCCACUGGGCACUAUGAUUCCGCGGCUCGCUCGGUUUGAUUUAUGGUAA